Messenger RNA from Penicillium argentinense, 369 nucleotides. RefSeq lists its product as uncharacterized. Bases 1 to 369 code for a protein of 122 amino acids. The transcript is spliced from 2 exons. The record is from RefSeq and is a predicted model, not a curated record. Lineage: Eukaryota; Fungi; Ascomycota; Eurotiomycetes; Eurotiales; Aspergillaceae.
AUGCGCUUCUCGACUUUGCUCCUCCCUUUCGCCGCGGCUCCGCUGGCUCUAGCAGCCCCCGAGCCCAACCCUGUCGCACCGCGGGCGCCUGCGUCGACCGGUGGCCUGCUCUCUGAGCUGCCGGGCAUCCUGGACGGCGUGCAGGAGCUGCUAAGCAAGGACACCAUCAACAACCUCGAGGUGAUUGUCAGCGGCGCUGCGAAGCUGCUGUCCUCCGACAAUAUCGAUAUCCUGCAGGAUAUUCUCAACAACGCCCACACCCUGUUGACCAAGGACUUUGUCGACAACACCACAACGCUGAUCGGCGAUGCCACACCGCUGGUGGAGGACGUGUCGAAGCUGCUGGGUGGGGUGCUGGGCUCGCUAUAG